UGACACAUCAAUCAAUAGCACAUCAUUACUCUACUAUACCCAAGUGAGUGAAGGCAUUUCUGCACUAUUGCAAAAAGGUACCACCAUGUAUAUUACUCAACCAAAAAAAAAGGUAAAUGAACACUUGAAAAAUAUAUACCCAGAGUUAACUGCAGAGUAUUAUAUAGUAUCUCCUGAGCAACCAACGCAAUAGUCAUCCAACCAACCCCAAGUGCACUCACAUUUAUUCUGCUGCGCCCCGACCCACUGAAAGAAAGAAAGAAAGAAAGAAAGAAAGAAAGAAAGAACAGGCUCCCCUAGCUCCGCCUGCCCAAGGCGCAUUGAGUUUGUCAGUUUCACUGCCCACGGCAUGGGAUCUUGGAGACAAAAACUGCCUGGGUUAGGCGAGGGCUCAGGCUCAGGCUCACAGGCUGCUGAGGCCGGCGGUGGUGGGAGAGGUUUCCGUGGCCGUGGUGGCUUCUACCAUCAACAGCAGUCCCCACAAGGUGGUCGUGGUCGUGGAACUGGCUACUACAGUGGUGGUGGUGGUGGUAGAGGUGGACGUGGGGCAGUCCCGUCCGCCAUAGCUCCCGAGCUGCGCCAAGCAAUGCAAACUUCAAAUGAACCUGAUAACAUCCCAGCGCCAGAGGCAGGCUCCCAGUCCCAGGAUGCGCCGUCACCAAGCGAAGAGGCUGUGGAUCAGCUGAAAGGCUUGUCUGUACAGGACAUUGUGCAGGCGUUUCCAGUGUCGAGCAAGUUCCCUCACCGCCCAGGAAAUGGAAGCGUUGGCACCAGGUGUUUGGUGAAGGCAAAUCACUUCUUUGCUGAAUUAUUACCUGCCAAGAAGGAUCUUCAUCAGUAUGAUGUUUCAGUUACCCCGGAAGUGACAUCGCGAAUUGUGAACCGUUCUGUCAUGGAGGAGCUGGUGAGGCUGCACAAGCUGUCAUAUUUGGGAGGUCGGCUUCCAGCCUAUGAUGGUAGAAAGAGCCUGUACACGGCUGGACCCCUGCCAUUCACUUCGAAAGAAUUUCACAUCACUCUACUCGAGGAAGACGAUGGUUCUGGAGUAGAGAGGCGUAAGAAGACAUACAAGGUAGUGAUUAAAUUUGCCGCAAGGGCUGACCUCCGGCGUCUGGAGCAGUUUUUAGCUGGAAGGCAGGCAGAGGCUCCUCAAGAAGCCUUGCAAGUUCUUGAUAUUGUUCUGCGGGAGCUGCCGACAACAAGAUAUGCACCGUUUGGGCGAUCGUUUUUCUCUCCUGACCUGGGGAGGAGGCGUUCCCUUGGUGAGGGAAUAGAAAGCUGGCGUGGGUUUUACCAGAGCAUUCGCCCUACUCAAAUGGGCUUGUCAUUGAAUAUUGAUAUGUCUGCAACUGCUUUCUUUGAGCCAUUACCUGUCAUAGAUUUUGUUGCACAGCUUUUAAACACCGACGACAUCUACUCGAGGCCCCUCUUAGACGCUGAACGUGUCAAGAUAAAGAAGGCCUUAAGAGGCGUGAAGGUGGAAGUUACGCACCGUGGUAACAUGCGACGCAAGUAUCGAAUAGCUGGUUUAACAUCUCAGGAAACUCGGGAGCUAACUUUUCCUGUUGAUCAAGGUGGCACAGUGAAGUCAGUUGUACAGUAUUUUCAAGAGACCUAUGGCUUUGCCAUCCAGCACACCUACCUGCCCUGUCUGCAGGUUGGCAACCAGCAGCACCCAAAUUACCUUCCAAUGGAGGUCUGCAAGAUAGUGGAGGGACAGAGGUACUCUAAGAGAUUAAACCAGAGUCAGAUAAGAGCUCUUUUAGAGGAGACAUGCCAACGCCCACAUGAUCGUGAGCGCGACAUUAUUCAGGUAAUAUAUUUGGGUUCUCCUUUCUUUUGUGACUUCAUUAUGCUUAUGCAAAUGCCAACCUUUUUUUUUUGUGUGUGCCCGCAGAUGAUGAAUCAUAACUCUUACCAUGAGGAUCCUUAUGCUAAAGAGUUUGGCAUUAAGAUCAGCGAGCGUUUGGCUUCGAUUGAGGCACGGAUUUUACCUGCUCCUCGGCUCAAAUAUAAUGAAACCGGCAGAGAGAAGGACUGUUUGCCUAGAGUUGGGCAGUGGAAUAUGAUGAACAAGAAAAUGGUAAACGGUGGCAGAGUGAGGAGCUGGACCUGUGUGAAUUUUGCUCGGAAUGUGCAAGAGAAUGUUGCUAUUGGAUUCUGCCGUGAACUUGCUCGGAUGUGCCAGGCCUCGGGAAUGGACUUCGCGCUGGAGCCUAUCCUUCCGCCUAUAUACGCGCAUCCUGAUAAAGUGGAGAGAGCUCUGAAAGCCAGGUUCCAUGACGCGAUGAACUUGCUCGGACCACAGCGCAGAGAACAACUCGACUUGCUGCUCAUUGGAAUACUCCCUGAUAACAACGGUUCUCUUUAUGGUGAUCUGAAGCGUAUCUGUGAAAUCGACCUUGGAUUAGUUUCCCAGUGCUGCUGCGCAAAGCAAGUCUUUAAGAUGAACAAGCAGAUACUGGCAAACCUUGCGCUGAAGAUAAAUGUCAAGGUCGGAGGAAGGAACACGGUGCUGGCUGAUGCGGUGUCAAGACGCAUUCCCUUGGUGACUGACAGGCCUACCAUCAUAUUCGGUGCCGAUGUGACCCAUCCUCAUCCUGGAGAAGAUAGCAGCCCUUCCAUUGCUGCUGUUGUGGCUUCCCAAGACUGGCCUGAGGUGACAAAGUAUGCUGGUCUAGUUUCUGCUCAGUCUCAUAGGCAAGAGCUGAUAGAGGAUCUCUACAACGUCACACACGAUCCUCAGAAAGGAACCGUUUGUGGUGGCAUGGUCAGGGAGCUUCUUAUAUCCUUCAAAAAAUCAACUGGUCAAAAGCCUCAGAGGAUACUAUUCUACAGGGAUGGUGUGAGUGAAGGGCAGUUCUACCAAGUUCUACUGCAUGAACUGGAUGCUAUCCGAAAGGCGUGUGCAUCGCUGGAAGCAAACUACCAACCGCAGGUGACUUUCAUCGUCGUCCAGAAACGCCACCAUACCAGGCUGUUCGCGCACAACCACAACGACCAGAAUUCGGUCGACAGGAGCGGCAACAUACUUCCUGGAACUGUCGUGGACUCGAAGAUCUGCCACCCUACAGAGUUCGACUUCUUCCUGUGCAGCCAUGCUGGCAUCAAGGGCACCAGCCGUCCUGCUCACUACCAUGUCUUGUGGGACGAGAACAACUUCACAGCCGACGCACUGCAGACCCUCACCAACAACCUUUGCUACACCUACGCGAGGUGCACGCGCUCUGUGUCCAUUGGUAGGUUUGUCAAAGUUAUAUCCAUUGCUGAAUCGAUGCACGAGCAACAGAUAAACCAAAAGAUGCAUAUGCCUUCCUUGCAGUCCCGCCGGCGUACUACGCUCACCUGGCCGCAUUCCGCGCCCGGUUCUACAUGGAGCCUGACAGCUCAGACAGCGGGUCGCUGGCGAGUGGCGCCCGUGGAGGCGGAGCGCCCUCCAGCUCGUCAACGUCCCGCAGCACCCGCGCCACCGCCGGCGGAGCCGUUAGACCCCUCCCCGCGCUCAAGGACAGCGUCAAGAAGGUCAUGUUCUACUGCUGAUGAACCGGAGCAUGAAGAUAGUAGGCAGCCCUGCCUGAAAUCUGAUCCGCUUGGUGCUGUUGUUUGGUCAGUAAUAAUCUGCUUGCUAUUGACAAAGCCGUGCUCAGAAGACAUUUGCUUGGUGUUUGUUUGAUGAAGGGUGGCUAGAGUGGUGGAUUCGCUUCCUGCUUGUACUGAGGGACGACCGUACGUGAAAGAAUCUAGGUCUUUAUUUGUGUUUGGACGAUUAAUAGUAAAACACAAGAGUAUUUUGUUAAGAUAAAUUAUGAGUUUGUGUGGUAUUUAUGGUCUUAUUAAUGGAGAUUAAUCAUCGGUUUUCAAA
Messenger RNA from Zea mays, 3862 nucleotides. Its product is annotated as protein argonaute 1D. The transcript is spliced from 20 exons. Lineage: Eukaryota; Viridiplantae; Streptophyta; Magnoliopsida; Poales; Poaceae. Gene Ontology annotation, molecular function: protein binding; RNA binding. Bases 350 to 3673 code for a protein of 1107 amino acids. The record is from RefSeq and is a predicted model, not a curated record.